Messenger RNA from Sitodiplosis mosellana (orange wheat blossom midge), 10030 nucleotides. It is a transcript of the gene Picot, whose product is annotated as putative inorganic phosphate cotransporter. The transcript has 9 exons. Gene Ontology annotation, molecular function: transmembrane transporter activity. The record is from RefSeq and is a predicted model, not a curated record. NCBI's taxonomy places the organism in Eukaryota, Metazoa, Arthropoda, Insecta, Diptera, Cecidomyiidae. Gene Ontology annotation, biological process: transmembrane transport; monoatomic anion transport. The coding region runs from base 6815 to 8443 and encodes 542 amino acids.
UGAAAAAGGAAUAUUCAUGCACACGUUGACGUUCACUUCAUGAAUGGAAUUAAGAUAAGCGCACAAUUUCGACGAUAUACAUCGAUGGUGCGCGCGUUGAACAAUACAUUCCGUCAAUAUUUUUGGAAUUCGUUUUGCGAAGCUAUUUUGAUUGCGGCGACAACGAUCUCCGGCGAUUUUUUUAUCGAAUGUGAAAGAGAUAGAGAGUGACGACCACCGCGAUAGUCUCGAUCAUUAAACGUCAAACCAACAACGCCACACAUUUUGACGGGAACUACAUUGAUGAGUGUAUUCAAUGCAGUAUCAAACAUAGUCGUCAUUGUGUUGUGUAGUGAAAUAAUAAUAAUUAUUUGAAUUUUAAAUAAAUAAAAAUGUUUCGAUUCUGUCAAAUAAAAUUGUGCAAAUAUGCCGCUGGCACACAAGACGAAAAAAUUGCUUUCUUUCGGUAGAUUAAACCCGUAUUUAAAAAAAAUUGUUUUUCUUUCAUUUUCAAUUGAGUUGUAUGAGAGAAAAUUACGGUUUUAUAUGAUAUAUUGGAGUUUCCAUAAUUAAAAAAAAACACAAAAUGUUAGAUUCAAAAUGGAAACUGGUUCGUGGCAGAAUUGUUUUUUUUUUUUAAUUUUGCGGACCAUACUGAGAAAACGCUUGCGUUCGAAUAGAAAACUACACUGAAACAGAAGUCGAUUUGACAUUAGCUGUCAAACCGGCAAGAUGAACAAGUGCAUUUGUUAAGUGAGCGCGUUCACUCCGUGUCAGCAGGUUUUGGACGAAUUUCAUUUUGCAAAUGAUGUUGUUGUUAGUGUAAUGAUACCCCCGCGGUGACGACAAUCGGAUCAAACGAAUAAAAGCGAUAUUCAAUUGCAAUCGAAAAUGCUGUAUUGAGCGAUUUUUCAGAACAAACAUCUAAAUUCAUCAAUCAGUUGAUGAUAAGAUAUAAUUUCAUGAAUGAUAGAAUAAGUGUCUGUCAAUUGAAGAAGGGACACACGCAAAUAUUCAAACUUCAUUUCUUUGCUGUCGAUAAACAAUCAGCGCCGUCGGUUUCAAUGCGAACAAUUUGCAUGUUAAUAUUGUGUGUGAUUUGUGAAAAGAAUGGUUCAAAGCAAUCGCACGUUUUUGUUUGAUUCGUGAGUUCCGAUGAUUAAAAAUAGAUAAAAGCCCUCUGGUUAAGUUGCAUUUGCGUCACGUGAAAUUAUCUGCGCGCUAUGCACCACACUAGUUAUUGCUUUGCCCAUGUAUGUGUGUAUGUGUGUGCAUGAGUGUGUACGCCGUUUCGUCCGAGGGCAAGGAAGAAAAUAGAAAUCUAGCGCAAAUGUUGUUUUUAAUAAUGAUUGACUAAAUUAAAAGGCGCGCGCACUUCUUAUUCUCGGCCAAUGUGACCCGAGAUCUAUUGAUCAUCCUCACAUCAUCAAAUAGCAAUAUUGAUUGGAACAAUCAAUUUAAAAAGUGCCAAAUCUAAUUCAUAUUCAUUGCUAAUGCGAUCUGAUUUCGUUAAAUGAACUUCACAGCGACGACGGUGGUUUCGUGAUGAUAACGUGUAAAUUGGCUCGUUUGUCAAAGUCCAAACGCAAAUUUUUAAUGAUUUUGCUGACGUUUUUCUUUCUCCUUCUCGUCAAUCGUUUCUCUCUCUCUCUCUCUCUCUCUCUCUCUCUCCCGCAAACCAAAUUGUGUGACUCAAAUCAAAUUCUAAAAACGAUUUGACAACGAAAUGCGAUUUCAACAAUUGUUUUCGUUUCUCUGCUUGCGGGAAUUGAUUAAGAGCUUUUUGCCGAGCGCGCUCGCUUGCAUAGAACUAAAAAUAUUCCGUUUCGACAUCAGCAUUUAUUUUUAAGCCGAAAAAAGUAGCGAACAUUGAAAAAAGAGUCGUGGCUUUCGAUUUAAUCAAGCCAGGAAAUUUGAAAUAAGUCCAAGUUGAGCGAAUUCUUUGCGCGAAAUAAUCACAUUUUGACGCAACACAUCAAAUGACAAGCGAGUUGUUUUUCUUUCGCUCUUUUUUCGUUUUCGUUUUGCUCUCGUCUCUCUCCUCUGUUUCGCUCGAACAUUCGUAGGCCCGCUCAUCGUUGUAUAUCGUGGAUACGAAAUUCUAUCGUGCAUGAGGUUUAUCUUUGAUAUUCACGCUAUCCGACGCAUUUUAACUGCUUUGUCGCACGAGUUGAUUGUUAACCAAAUUGUAACGUUCCAAUCGUUUCAAAUGAAUAUUUGAGGGCUACAAGUUGACAGACGGGAAUGUUACCGAGUGUUGAUGAUGAUAUGUUUGGCUGAGCGACCGUAUGGCUUCGUUCAUCAACAUCGUAUUGCUUUAAGUCUCUUUCACUUUAUCGAAUGGUGCAAUUGGCAAUAGCAUUAUCAAUUUGACAAAGAGCGACAGAGGCAGAGAGCGAAAUGGAAGAGAGACAGCGAAAAAUUAGUCCAAAAAUAAAAACGGAACAUACGUAAAUGAGAAACGAACACACAGAGAGAGAAAGAGAGAGAGUGCAAGAAAUGGAAUCGAGAAAAGAGAGAAUUCCAUCACACAAACACACAUCUCAGUUGCGCCGGGCCUUAAUACCUCGUGCUACGUUUUGAAGCGCCCGCGACAUACAGUGCCGUUCUCGAGCACAAUAGUUCUGUAAAUAUUUACGAUUAAUGUAAAGUAUACGGUGCUAGGCCUCACACUAUCGACGCAAAUGAGAGAGAAAGGGAGAGAAAGAGAGAGAGAGAGAGUGCGGAGCUGAGAACUCGCGCACGCAACAGAGUGGCAUAUGUGUAUGAUGAGCACAUGGAAGCACACAUGCGGCACGCGAAUAUUUUGCUAUAUUUUUCUGUAUUGAUGAUAUGAGAACGGGCCAACACACACAUAUGUUCAGCUCGCUCUCAUUCGGUUCGACUUCUUACUCUGACAAAAGUGAGCAAAAUGAAGAUUGAACUGAAAUGGAAUCGUAUGGCACAGAAGAAAUGUGAAGUUCCUAUGUGAAUUUGCCUUUAGAAAUAACGAAAAACUAUUGAAUUUGUUAAGCCGCCAUGUCAUUCGCUUAUCGUGCGAUUGUAUCCUUACACAAUUGAAAAACCGCAUCGCAUCAUCGAUGAUAAAAUAGAAACAGAACACACAACACACAUUUGAACGAGAAUCAACUGAAGCUCUGACUUGUUGAAUUGCUCUCUCUCUCUCUCCGUCUCUCUUUUAUGUUAUAAAUAUGAAUGUGGCAAUUCACACAGAUAUGUUGAUGAGCAACAGACUGAACGAUGUGCGAUAGCGGGAGGGAAAGAGAGUCAGAACGAAACUGAACUGAACGAUUUAAAUGAAAUACACGAAAAAAAAUAUCUGCACAUGUUGUGGCUGUGAUCGUUCUCAUUUAUAUCCAAGUUUUUUUUUAAGUGUUCUGUUUGUUUUAUAUCGGUUAUGGGUAUGUGUGGGGUCUGUCGUAAUGCGAGCAUGCGAUACAGAGUACGAAAGAGAAAAAUGCAUCGAGUGAACGGAAAGAGUGAAUGAGUGAGAGACACAUACACACACACACAGAGAGAGAGAGAGAGAGAGAGAGAAUGAGAGAGCUGUCGUUCGUGUACACGGACUACAACAGCGAUAACAAUCGAAGCAAACGAUUCCGAUUCUAUCCGCGUGCGAUUGCUCGCGUAACAACAACAAACCAGUGUAACCAUCUCACCAACAAACCGACAACAGCGAUUUAUUCUGACAAUACCCUCACUCGACACUCCACGGAACCAUUCAAUAUUUAUUCAAAGUGUGAAUCGCAAUCAAAGCACCAGGCAGACAAAGCUACAGCCCGGGAUACGGCUCAAAGUGUUCGACAAAGUUUAUUUUCUUUGAUUAACAUCUUUAUAAAAUUAACUUCAUUUUUUUUCUAUCCAAUGUCCAAUCAACAACAACCGAAAAAUUUUGUUUGCAAAAAUUGUGAAUUUUAAAAGAGAGUUUAACAGAAGAAAAAAAUCAAUAUUCUGUAAACAAAGUGUUUUCAAAAGAAAAAAAAAAAUAAUCGAGUCAUUGCUAAAAUAUAGUGUGUCAUGCAAAUAGUCAAGUGCACUUCGGGAAUCAACACGGAUCCGAGUUUCGUCAAUCAAUUGAAAGCAAAUUGAAAUUUCAUAGAAAAAUAGAAAAGAGAGGCUGUUCAAAAGUUUAAAAGCGGAAGUUAAACAAAAACAAAUUAUUGCAUCUAUCGUGGCAAUUCGGUGCAUCAGGCCAGAAAGUCUAAAGUAAAAGGAUCUUGUGAUCCACCUGAUCGUUACGUGUUCGCUUCAAUCCGACGAAUAAUAGAGACAAGUGUGAGCAAAUACCAAUUAAAAGCAAAAUUUCAUCUAUUUCAUUCUCGUAACGAUCUAACCCUGAAAAGUGGCACCAGAACAUAUUUCAACGCGAAAAAAAUCGAGUGAAUACAGAAAUCAGAUUUAAUCAUAUUUUUUCUGACAAUCCAAAGAGAAAAAGAGACAGUUCAGAGGGGAUAUUCUCUGAAUGACACUCACAAGCCAUCAAUAGGAAGAGCCAAAACGUAUAACGAGAAGAAAGAGAGAAGCGAAGAAAAAAAUCGAACACACGUUUUUUUUUUCUUUUCCUUAGUUGUUUCAAUUUUAUCGCGCUCACUGCCGAUUUGGUUUCGGUGUGUUUGGGUGCGUGUGGUGUAGAUUACAGCAUGUCUACGGUCUGUUGAGAGAAGAAGAAAAACGCAAACACAAAAUAGCGGUGCGCAUACUUUAUUCGUCCGUGUGUACAUGCGACACACGUUCUUCACCGAAAAACUUUAUUAUUAGUACAAAUUCGAAAUAAUCCACAGAGUAAAAGAGAAAGACAGAUGCACCGAUCGUGUUUGUGUAUGAAAGAAAGAGACACACACAAACGAGAACGCUGAGUAGAAAAAAAAUUGAACGGAGAGAAGAAAAAAAAUUCAAAUAACGAAACGUAAACUGUUUCACACAGAAAAAUAUGCAGCCGAAAUCAAAACGAGUGUAAAGUAAUAAAUACACACAGAGAAAAUAAAUAUAUAAUACACGCUGAGUGAAGAGAGCGACUGGGCGAGAAAAAGAGACAACGAAACGCUUUCGAUAGAACGAAGCGAACAAGUAUUCGGCGGUUCGGAAUAGAUUCAACAAAGCGUUCGAGAGAGAAAAAAAAGCAACAACAAAAAAAUAACACGGACGACAAUUUUCGUGUUAGAACUAGUGUGAAGAAAUCAACAGUCAACGGCUAUUACGAGAAUUAAUAUUCGCUAUUUUCCAUUGUUUCCCUUUAAUAUUGAUUACGGAUAACAGCUGCGGCCAACGAAAAAAAGAGAGAGCGACAACAGAAACACUUUCGUUAGUUUCAGUCGAUACGCUGUGAAAAGGGUGACAGCUCUCAGCUAUACUAAUAUUCCAAGACGGAAAUCGAUAAAAAACAACGCAAAAUAUUCCGGGAGAAUUACAGGCAUUUGUUCAGCCGAUUGAAGUCCUUCAGCAAAACGAAGAAGAAAAAAAAACCAUACACACAACAAUUGUGUCUAAACAGCAGCAACCAGUGAAACGAAAACACUAACCAACAAAAAUUUCAACAAACGACACAUAAAAAAAACCGCGCAUACACUCACACACUCACACACAUACAAACGAAGAAAAGAGAGUGAGAGACGUGUAUACACCGACGAACACCAACGAGAACGUCAUUCAUUAGAGCCGAAGGCACAUGCAUUCGUCGUGAGACCGUCGCCAGUGUAGUUGAUACAGUUUUGUUAUGGUUUUAACGUAAAUAACCCGUGUGGAGACAGUCGCAUAAAAUUGCAACACCAAAUUAAACUGUUGAAUUUCACAAAGAGACGCGCAUCGGGCGCACACACUAAAUUCAACGAAAUAUUAUUUAAAAACAAAAAUUAUACACAUACAAAAUAACAAACACAUAUUUAAAUUAAAAGAAGAAAAAUAAACGGGUGAAAAACGAAGUCGAAUUCCAAGUUAGCGCACGCGAGCGAAAGGAUACACGGAAAUAAAUAAAUAAAAGAAACGGAUUUUUAAAUAAUAAUUUAUAAUUUAUUUUUUUAAAAAACGUCGAAAGAGUAUAUAUUGUAUUUUAAGUGACAGCUGGUAAUGGACAGAAGAUGAGACAUGUUUUGGCAUAAAAGCGUCCGCAAAAAGAUUAAAAAACGCGCCUAAGUUUUUGUGUUUAACACGAUUUGUUUGCUGCGAACGAGCUGAAGCGAGAUUUUUUUCUCGAAAAUAACUUACGCACUUGCCACAGUUUUUCCACUGCGAAGAACAUAUGACACACAAGCACACACAAUUACCAACGCAACUCUAAGCUAUAAUCAUCGAACGCAUAGAAAAUUCCCAUUGAAUUGUGUCAUAAUCAAGUACGAAAAUCGUCUGGUGUGUCAAAGUGCCGGUUCACUCAAAUGCGCGAACAAUCAAUAAUCAGAAUUAUACAAAUUAUCGUAAAAGGGCGUGCAAUCGAUCUGUGAUUUUGUUGAUUUUUCUUUGUUUUUUUUUUUGUAAUUAUUUUUGUUUUGUUGUUAUUUGUUAUAAAAGUAAUUUUUUGUUUAUUCGACGGUUAAAAAAGAGAAUUAUCGUCUUUAAGUCAGCGACACAUUUUUGUUGUUCAAGAAAUGAAUUAUUCUUUCGAUUUUUGAAACCAUCAACGUUGUUUUAUAGAAACGAAACGAUACCAGAAAUUGAAUUAGAUAAAACGAACACUAGACAAUCAAAUUGAUUUUUAGUGAUUUUCGGAUUUAGAAAAAGAUCAAAAUCGAAAAAACCACUAUUUUUUUUUAACGAGAUCAAAGCUAAGACAAAGUUGAACAAUACCCUUUUAAAAGAAAAAAAAAAACUUUGAAGAAAGAAAGAAAUCAAAUCCAUCCUUACAAUGCGGAUCAGCGAAGAGAAUCGUCGCCGAAACGGGCAUGUGCUUAUUUGGGAUCAACCAGAAUUGUCGCUCGACGACAAAAAGAGUAAAAAAAUGUUCGGGACAAGGCAUUUUGUCACAUUUAUGCUGUUCCUCGGCAUGGCCAAUGCGUAUGUGAUGCGAACAAAUAUGUCCGUUGCCAUUGUUGCAAUGGUGAAUCACACAGCCAUCGAACGUGGACACAAAGACGUGGAAGACGAUGAAUGCCCAAAUUAUAUCAACACAACCGUACAUCACGACGAAAAGGAUGGCGAAUUCGAAUGGGAUUCAGCAACGCAGGGCUACAUUUUGUCAUCAUUUUUCUACGGUUAUGUUCUCACACAAAUUCCAUUCGGAAUGUUGGCGAAGCGAUUUGGUGCAUUGGGUUUUCUCGGAUGGGGUAUGCUCAUCAAUUCUGUGUUCGCCUUUGUAGUUCCGGUUGCCGCUCGUGAAGGUGGAGUUUAUUGGCUGUGCGUUGUACGCUUUAUUCAAGGCUUAGGUGAAGGACCAAUUGUGCCAUGUACGCAUGCCAUGUUGGCCAAAUGGAUUCCGCCCAACGAACGUUCACGAAUGGGUGCUGCCGUUUAUGCAGGUGCACAAUUCGGUACGAUUAUCUCAAUGCCAUUAUCAGGUCUUCUAUCAGCCUAUGGAUUUGAUGGUGGUUGGCCAUCAAUCUUUUAUGUGUUCGGUGCUGUUGGUGUGGUCUGGUCCGUGGCUUUCCUCAUUUUCGUUUAUGAAGAUCCAUCAACGCAUCCAAGCAUCGAUGAAAAAGAAAAGAAAUAUAUCAAUAGUGCGCUAUGGGGAACAACCAAUGUAACCCAAUCACCUCCGGUGCCUUACUGGAAAAUCAUGACAUCGCUGCCUUUCUAUGCGAUAUUAUUCGCACACAUGGGUCAAAAUUACGGCUAUGAAACCUUGAUGACUGAGUUACCAACAUACAUGAAACAAGUGCUUCGGUUUUCAAUCAAAGAAAAUGGUGUAUUGUCGGCGCUUCCAUAUUUGGCUAUGUGGAUAUUCUCAAUGUUCAUUUCCGUUAUUGCUGACUGGAUGACAUAUUCUGAACGAUUCUCACACACGAGCACUCGUAAAAUUAUAAAUUCAUUGGGUCAAUACAGUCCGGCUAUUUGUUUAAUAAUAGCCUCGUACACCGGCUGUAACCGUAUCUUGACAGUAUUCCUGUUAACGUUGGGUGUUGGUUUCAACGGAGCUAUUUAUUCUGGAUUCAAAAUCAAUCAUUUAGACAUAACGCCACGAUUCGCCGGCAUUCUCAUGGCAUUUACCAAUUGUACUGCGAAUCUGGCGGGUCUAUUGGCGCCAAUUAUUGCGGGCAAUUUAAUCAAUAAUAAGCCAACGAUGGGCCAGUGGCAGAUAGUAUUUUUCAUCGCAGCUGGUGUGUACAUUGCAUGCGCCACAUUCUACAAUUUCUUUGGCUCGGGUGAACGGCAGCCAUGGGAUAAUCCAUCGAAUGAUGCUCCCGCAGCGAUUCCAAUCCGGCAAAUCAACGGAACAAAUGGAGUGCAGGCGAAUGGUGUGCUACGUCACGGGACAGUGCCGCCAAGUAAUGGCCAAACACAGCUAAAUGGAAAUGGAGUUCGUGAAUCAACGCAAUAAACGGAGACCGCCAAAUUCCAUAUCCAAACCAACAAAUGACGAAUUGUGUGGGCCAAAGCCACAUUUUUGCCUGAGCACAUUCUUCAAACAGCACACAUAUAAAUACGCCUCUGUUUCGAUGCAAUUCCUCUUUCCAAUUCCUAGUUCUCCUUAUUCAGUUUUUCUUUCUCUUUUUGUUUUAAUUCUAAUUUUAUUUUCUGUUUUGGAUGUUUUUUUGUUAGAAACCGAAUUGUAUAAAUUAAUCAAAGUUUUUUGUUAAGAAAAAAAAAAAGAUAUAAAAUUUUAAGUUGAACUCGAUUUGACUGAUAAAUGUGGCGUUUUCGCUCAUCAAAACACUAAAAGAAAAGAGAAAAAACAAUCCGUUCCUGAUGCAGAGGAUGUGGAAAAUGCCGCAUGCAUAUAUAUAAAUGAUCCCAGUACAACCACACAACAACAACAACAAAUAACAAGAUCAUCGACAACAACAAAAGUUAAAAAGAAAACCUGUGUCAAUCGAGUGCAAAUAUUGAAUAAGUUUCCAAAAUGCUUCACUACGGAAAGCAACCGAAAAAAAAAGUUUAGCCAUAAACCUAUAUUAUUUAAGUCGUCUCUCCUGCGCAUGCCACUGUGAUUGAAUUAAAACUUGAAACUCAAAAGACAAAUACAAUUUGAUGCAGUUAAAUCAAUCGCUCCGUUGCAACGGAGCAAAAGAAACUAGCAAAGAACGGAUAAUUUUUUUUUUUUUUUUUUUUUUGAUAUUGAACGAAUGAAAGCGGAGAAUAAAGUGAUGUAAACGAUUCAUUUUAAAACCGAGAGAACGAUAUGCAUCAGAUGGUCCUUUAUCUUUUACAAAUUGUCAAACUGCAAUCACCGUGUGUAAGAAUUGUGUUCUGUUCUGCUGAAAGGAAAAAUUGUUAAAGAGCCCGUAUUUUUCGUAUGUGUGUGUAGAAGAGAGAGAGAGAGACGUUUCACAUGUAAAUAAAAACACAAGAAUGCCUUUGAAAUUUUUAUAAAUUUUUAGAUUAUUUUGUAGUGAUCAGCAGGACAGACUAGUGCGAGUGAAUUUUAAGACAAACAAAGUUAAAUGAAAGAAGAAAAGAAACAUAUGAAAACUUGAACGCUGAGAGGAGAGAGUAGAUAGAGAAAAAUAUAUAUAUAAAUUUAAAAAAAAACCAAGUAAAUAGGAACUUUUCUUUUAAAAAAUGCUAAGUGAUAGAAUUUUACGGUUUGGAUAAGAACACACUUGUUAUUAGAGUCUUUUGGUUAGCCAAAUGAAAUAUGUCUUAGUUCCAAUACGCGUAGUCUAGCUUUUAUUUUGCAAAUAUUUUAUUAUACGCAUCUAAAUACUAUUUAUUAAUUACAACUAUCGAAAUACAACAAAAAUCAAAAACUAAAUGAAUCAGUGAAAAUCAAUGCCACUCAUUAAACAAAUUUUUUUCUCGGCAGGAAAAAAUGUUGAAUUUUUACAUUAUAAAAUAUUGAAGAAAAGAAAAACAACAGAAAUGCAAGACUAUUUGUAAAUCAUUUUAAUGCAUGUAUUUUGAAAAUAAAUUGCAGCCUCUACAAAAUGUACCGUGGACACCAAAGCUGCCGUUCGAAAUCAACAAA